Molecule: messenger RNA, 591 nt
Organism: Monascus purpureus
Lineage: Eukaryota; Fungi; Ascomycota; Eurotiomycetes; Eurotiales; Aspergillaceae
Source: the annotation of a GenBank genome assembly
AUGGGCGUGGCGAAAAGAACCAGGAAGUUCGCCCAGGUCAAACGAACCCUCAGCAAGCGAGAUGAACGAUUGAAGCAAUCCGCAGGGAGUGCUGUUCUCAAGCGCGAGAAACCACAGAAAAAUGACAAUGAUGAAUUGACUCGACAUAUCCCAAGGGCUCCAUCGAAUCUGUUCUUUGCCGCGAACACGGCUCUUGGACCACCCUACCAUGUGAUCGUGGAUACCAACUUCGUUUUCCACUCCAUUCGGGCGAAAGUCGAUCUGCUCGCUGCGAUGAUGGAUCUGCUUUACGCAAAAUGUAUCCCGACUUUCACGGAUUGCACGAUUGCAGAACUCGAGAAGAUGGGCGAUAAAUUCCGCCUAGCACUUAGAGUCGCUAAGGAUACCAGAUGGGAAAGGCUCCGAUGUUCCCAUGCCGGCACGUAUGCGGACGAUUGCAUAGUCGAUAGGGUAUCGAAACACAGGAUCUACAUCGUCGGUACGAACGACAAGGAUCUAUGUCGGCGUUUGCGUAAAAUCCCUGGCGUGCCGAUCAUGAAAGUCGCAAGGGGGAAAUACACCAUCGAACGGUUGCCUGACUCGCUAUCAUAG